This is a messenger RNA of Phytophthora nicotianae INRA-310, 528 nucleotides long. RefSeq lists its product as hypothetical. The transcript has a single exon. The record is from RefSeq and is a predicted model, not a curated record. The coding region runs from base 1 to 528 and encodes 175 amino acids. Lineage: Eukaryota; Oomycota; Peronosporomycetes; Peronosporales; Peronosporaceae.
AUGCGCAACUCUGUCCUUCUCUUCGCUCUCGCCUUCGUUAUUUUUGCCUGCGGCAACGCGCUCACAGCAACCGAAGACGGUAUUCAGCUCAAGAUGCCGCAGUCAGAGCUGCAUCAAGCCGCUCAGUGGAACGUCGGUGGCAAGCGCUUACUUCGGGCUAACGACGGCACGAACGCAGACGAGGAAGAGAGAGGAAUGGCGGAGUUCACAACGAAGAUGAAGACGUGGGCACAGAGUUUCAAGACAUGGGUUACCAACUCGAAGCUGGUUCAAAUGGCGAACACGAAAUUCCAGUCGUUGUCUCAGAAAUGGAGGAUAUCAAAUGUCGAGCAAAUGAUUAGGAAGGGUGUGUCGGACACGGUGUUGUUUGAGAAAAAGGUCACUCCUGAUGAAUACUUCCUGGCGCUGAAGCUGGACCCGAAGCUGAAAUUGGUCUCGGAUUCGCCGGUCAUUAGAGAGCAGAACCCCGGUCUGCUUAAGUUUUUCGCUUACACUGACUAUUACAACACCAAGAUUGUUGCUGUGUAA